Messenger RNA from Closterium sp. NIES-67, 2560 nucleotides. NCBI's taxonomy places the organism in Eukaryota, Viridiplantae, Streptophyta, Zygnematophyceae, Desmidiales, Closteriaceae. The record is from the annotation of a GenBank genome assembly.
AGGAAAGAGAUCUUUGAUCCGUGUUUUCUAGCGUGCUCUCUGUUCGGCCCCUUUCAUCCGUCCUAUCUUGUGGAGCAACGGAAGCAUAGCAAUGCACUAGUUCUCCCACAGAAGUAUACGAUGACUAUCCGCGCGAUAGGCGAUACUAGCCUGGGUGCACUCAGCGGACACUACUCCUAGUAGUUUAUUACUAAUAAUCUCCAUCGCAAACGCGAACACCCCGAGUGCUUGAGCUCACGAGUCGCGCGCUCAGGGCUAGUCGACGUGACUAUUCGCUGGAUACGUCCCAAAAUUUUAGUUCUAGGAUCUCCCUUGCGCUCAGAACUAGUCGAUACUAUUUGACGCGCCUCCUCAAAGCCGAGCGGCCAUUCGACGAAGCUCUCUCCUUAUCAACAAUGGCCGACCCGCCGCGUAGAAAUGGCGAUUGCGGCGUAGGGUUGCGGCCUUACCGUGUGAACCCGACCAAAGGGAACAAAGGGAACCCGCGUCGCGUGCUAAGCCGGUCAGACCCCGCAUCGUCCCUUCGGCGCUCGCGUGUUACCUCCACGCCUACUUCUCUCGCGGCGCGUCAUGGCUCCGCCUCUACUUAUCUCCUCCUUGUCUUCUGCGCUGCGGCUGUCGCGCCGCGUCUGUGCACAGCCGGCGAUUUGGAGCCGGCUGCGGCGGCUGGUGACGUGGCGCCAUCGCACUACAGUCCCUUGGACUUCGAUCACCUUCACGAGUCCGCUCGUUACUAUCACGCGCUUAUUCAGAGGGCCCUGGCGGAAGCGCCAGGCAGGGCGCUUUGGGACCACCCCCGUUCUAAGCACGACGGACUGGCUCACGCCAGUUUGAGUCACGAGAAUCGCCGUCGCGGGCUGCAAGCCGCGGUUAUGGAGAACGUGACUCUCGCGCCGAACAGGACGCGCCGCAAGAACCCCCUCGACGGGCUUCGCGAGUACACCGGUGGAUGGAACCCUGCUAAUAAGGACUACUGGGCGUCCGUCGCCUGGUCCGUGGUCUACGCCCCUCUACUCGGCAUGCUCUGGCUCAUCCUGGGCCUCGGGAUUGUCGGCUUCACCCUCCUCACCUGCCUUUGCUGCCGCGACAAGUGGGACGAGAUGCGGGACCCCGCAUACGCCAAGUACACCAAGAAGGACCUCUACAUUCCGCUGGUCUUCAUGCUCGUGGGGAUAGUCGCAGUGCUGGUGGGUUUUUCGGUGAUGGUGGCGGGGGGCGUGCAGCUGCGUAACAGUGUGAACCAUGUUACCAGCUUCAUAACGGAGACGGUUGACUUCACGGCCAGCGUCGUCUACAACCUCUCACACAUUGUGGAGACGAGCGCAUCAAUCACCAUCGCCAACACUGUCAUUCCACCGGACAGGAAGGCGGAACUGCUAGCCAAGGCCCGGGAGACGAACCAGACGGCGGCUGAGCUGCAAGCCAAGACGGCGGAUGGCAUCACCAUCAUCAACGACGGACUGCGCGUCCUCACAAUCACCUUCUACGUCAUCGGCUGUGUCAUCACCUUUCUUUGCAUCUUCGCCCUGCUGUUUUCACUUCUCAAAUGGGUUGUAGCAUCCAAUGUGAUAGUCACACUCAUCUGGAUUGUCGUCUUCUUCACUUGGUGCACCACGGCUGGUUUAAUUAUUGCCUAUCUGGUCAACGGCGAUACGAGUGUGGCGCUGGAGCAAGUUCAGACGUCCCCCACCAUUAUGAGCGCCAUGGACAAGUACCUGCACUGCAUCCCCAGCGCCAAGAUCGAGAAUGCGACGCGUUACGCGCGCCACACCACCGCGACCGUGCUCACCACGGCAAAUACCUCUGUCACAAACAACGUGCCCGGGGCCUUCAAGCUCGUCGGUGCGCCGGGCGGCAUCUGCGUGCCGUACGGGCCGGCGCCUAACUACACUCGUGAUGACAGCCUCUGCGGUGACAGUACCAUCUCCUUCACGCAGUUUAUCAAUAAACUGUCGACGACGGCCAACAGCAGCGCCAUAGUGCCGGAUGUGGUCAAGAACGACCUCACUGCCACGGUGACGACUCUGGCGAUGCUGCAAACCACCAUCCCCAACGUGCUUGUGCUGGCCAACUGCUCUUACAUCGCCGAGAUAGCAAAGUUCAUCAUAGACGAAGCCAAGUCGAUGCUGACGGAUUUCCAGAUGCUGUGGAUCGGCUUCCUCGUGAUCACCAUCGCAUGCAUGAUGCAGGCCCUCUCCAUGCCCAUCUACGUCUUCCGAGCCGUCAGGCUCGGCGACAGGCUCGGCGAUGCCGAAGCUGAGGGCCUGUACAAGGCUUCAGCCGUUCCAGUGGCAUACCCAGCUGGGAACGAGCCUAGCACUGUCGAAGGUUCGGACAACACCUAUGGAGGCUCGGAGCAGCCUUAUUAUAACGAGGGGGGGUCUUAUGCUGGCGAAAGUGGGGCUGGUUACAAGUAAUUAACUGCUUGCACUGUCAUCGCAGCUCAUGGAAGCACUGUAGCGUUGUUACAGUGGGCAUGGGUAACCUUAGACAGACGUUCUCAAAAUUCGCAUAUUUAGGGAUUUUUGCUGUGGGUCUAUGAAUGUGUGCUUAGUUAUUG